AUCCUACCAAGAAUCCUUGUGUUCUGAUCGCUCGCCAGCUCAUUGUUCACGAAAAAUUUAUUGUGUUUUAAUUCUUAUAAACUAGCAUUAGUACUGUUGUACUAACCGUGCUGAUUUAACGUGUGUACCGAUUUUGGAGAUUUGUGCAACGUAUUCAUUUAAAAUGAACCCAUACCAAGGGCCACCGCAGUAUCUACACAAUAUCGGGUUUAGCAACAGUGCACCACAGUCGUUUGGAAAUCCAAUGCCAAUGCAGGGUUUCCCUACUAUGGGAUACCCGGCGCCACAACAGGGCUACCCGAAUGCUCAACAACCGUAUCCACAAAGUAGUUAUCCUGGUCAGGGGUAUCCACAGAGCCAGGGUUACACACAGCAGAGCCAGGGCUAUCCACAACAGAGUCAGGGUUACGGUCAACAAAGUCAAGGCUACUCACAACAAAGUCAGGGUUAUUCAAUGCCAAAUACUGCUCAAGCGUACCCAAAUGCUCAAGGGGGGUACCCCGCAGCUCAACCUGGGUAUGGCCAAGCUACAACUCAGACAAGUGCUGGCUAUCCUCAGUCAAACCAAUACCAAGGAUACCCUCCUGCUCAAAGUCAUCAAGCUUAUAAUGUAUCGAGCCCAGUAGCUAGCCAACCUAAGUCAAAACCGACAGUAGUGCCAGUGAAUCCCUUCGAUCCCCGCGAAGAUGCGGCCGUUCUCCGCAAGGCGAUGAAAGGCUUCGGCACUGAUGAGAAGUCCAUCAUCCAAGUGCUGACCAGACGCAGCAAUGAACAACGUCUCCGGAUUGCUUUUGAGUUCAAGACGUUGUAUGGAAAGGAACUCGUAUCUGACCUAAAGAGUGAGACCAGCGGCAAGUUCGAAGACCUCCUGGUAGCGUUGAUGACACCUUUACCCCAGUUCUACGCCAAGGAGCUGCAUGACGCCACAGCGGGGAUCGGUACUGAUGAAGACGUGCUCAUAGAAGUCAUGUGCACUAUGUCCAACCAUGAGAUACAUGUCAUCAAGCAGGCGUAUACAGCCAUAUACGGAACCCUGUUGGAAGAUGAUUUGCGAGGCGACACAUCGGGCAACUUUAAACGGCUCAUGACCUCUCUGUGCAUGGGUAAUAGAUCUGAAGAUUUCCAUGUUGAUCAAGCGAAGGCGAGGGAAGAUGCAAGAAGUCUACUACAAGCCGGUGAACUACGCCUCGGUACAGACGAGUCGGUAUUCAACGCGGUACUAUGUUCCCGCUCGUUCCCGCAACUGGCGGCCAUUUUCCAAGAGUACCAGUUCCUCACUGGACACGACAUCGAUGACGCGAUCAAAGCUGAGUUCUCUGGCGAUUUGGAGAAGGCUAUGCGUGCUAUUGUGAAAGUGGUCCGCAACAAGCCAUUAUUCUUCGCGGAACGUCUCCACAAGUCCAUGAAGGGUCUGGGCACCAACGACCGGCAGCUCAUCCGCAUCAUGGUGACGCGCUGCGAAGUAGAUCUGGGCGAUAUCGCGGAGAUGUUCCAGGCCAAGUACGGGGAGUCGCUGCAGAGCUGGAUAGAGGGCGACUGCUCCGGACACUACAAGAAAUGCCUCCUGGGAUUACUAGGUUUAUAUUAACCUUGCUAAAAGUCACAAAUAAUAUGCACUUGUAUGCAUAUUUGUGUAAUAGUCUAAGAGCUGGUUCUAAAUAACAGAACAUAAUAUAUAGAUUAUAAUAUAAUAUGUCGUGUUUCCGAAGUGCAACAAUAUUUUGAUUUGUAAAUGUCUAUUAAAACCUUUCUAGUAUUUUUGGACAUUAACUAAAUUAUUAUUACUACGUGUACUGGAUUUUGGUAGCUAGCUCUUGGACUAUAAGUAUUGUGUCAAUCUCAAAUUGUUUUUAGGUUAUAUUUUUAUUAAUGUCAGUGUCAUCUAUCGAUCUGUUUCGCAAGUUGCAUAGAUGGCAAUAAUUUGUAACUUGAUUUUACAGUAGGUUUAAAAAACUGUAUUUAUUUAUAUUUUUCUUAUAUAGAGUAGAAGUUACAUUUUUGGCUUUUACCGUCCAAUUUGAUCUGAUAAAUAGGUAUUUUAACUCCCUAUUUACGUUUUGAUACAAAACUAUUUUAUUAUUGAUUAAAAUUACUACUUUUUAUUUAUAUAAUAUAUCUGAAGAAAUAUUCUGUUAUAAUAUUCGAUAAUUAAGUUCUAUAAUAAAAUAAGUACAAUUAAAAUACCUAAAUGUCUUGUGUCUGAUAAGAUUACUAUGCCUUGUGAAUUGUGAUCUUUAUUUAAAUUUGCGAAAGAAAAUAAUUCAUGUUAAAGGAAUUUAACCGGAUUUAAAACGCAUUCUCAAUUAAAAUGUCUUAAUAUUUGUGACCACGCCCGCUCUUAUUAUUGCACAAAAAGCUGUUUUUAUAUAAUGGGAAUAAAAUGCGUUUUAAUUCUGUUAAAUUGUUAACAAAUAUUUAAUACUCGCGUUAAAACAAUGUGUACUGUGAGACUUAAAUUUUAUGCCCCAGAAAUUUCAAAUUAUUACAAUUAAUAUUUUUAAUUCAAAUUAGAAGUUUUUCUACAAUAAUAUAUUUCUAAGAAUUUAUAUGUUCUCACACACGUUGGUGCAUUUAAAAAAGACUUAAAUUUUGUAUUCGUAAAUUUUAAACCUAUACACGAACCCAGCGAUUAAUUGUAAAAUUUAACAUUUUUAUAACGCCUAUUGCACCUAACCCUGUAAAAUAAGUUAUAUUGAGAGAAAUACCUAAACUUGAGAGUGAGCCUACAGGUUCUGAAAAUUAUCUAUUAGCUUUUAUAUUAUUAUAAAUUGUAACAAUUUUUUUGAAGUGAAACUUCUUUAGGCGCAUUGAGAAUUAAAUUUCAAGGUUUCAUGGCGAUACCGUCACGUCAUAGAGUAAGGCGACGAUUUUGGUAUCGAAUAUGCCAAAGAAGUUUCACUUCUAACACGCUCUAAAUUUUUUUUUAACAAUGUUAUAAAUAUAAAAUCACGCCGAUUUUAAUAACACAUACACGACACUUAGAAAUAGGUUAAUAAAUUUAUUAUUCAAACACAUAAUUAAAACAAUAAUUUACAACUUGGGCUCACUCUACAAAUAUAUAAAAAAUCACAAUGUAUCUCUUAUUCUAUUCUCCUUGUAUGUGUUAAACAGCGAAUCUCCUUUAUGAUAUGAUUAAUACAUAAUAUUCCUAAAUAGUAAAUAAUUUACCCAGUUAUGCUUCAUGUGCCUUUAACUGUUCGCGGCCAAUAUAUAUUUUCAGUGUUAUAUUUAUGAAUAUUUUCAAUUGUACACUUAAAUGUUAUACGAUAUAAUAAAUGGAUCUAUUAAUAA
Messenger RNA from Colias croceus (clouded yellow), 3291 nucleotides. RefSeq names its product annexin B9-like (gene Anxb13). Lineage: Eukaryota; Metazoa; Arthropoda; Insecta; Lepidoptera; Pieridae. Gene Ontology annotation, molecular function: calcium-dependent phospholipid binding; calcium ion binding. The transcript has 9 exons. Gene Ontology annotation, cellular component: cytoplasm. The record is from RefSeq and is a predicted model, not a curated record. Bases 164 to 1588 code for a protein of 474 amino acids.